Molecule: messenger RNA, 1017 nt
Organism: Ostreobium quekettii
Lineage: Eukaryota; Viridiplantae; Chlorophyta; Ulvophyceae; Bryopsidales; Ostreobiaceae
Source: the annotation of a GenBank genome assembly
AUGACCCUUCUGCCCCCCAUGCCCACUUACUCCCCCCAAUCCCGCGUGGGAAGGAGAGGGGCCACAGUGCUGCCGUCCGGCCGAAAGGAGACGGACCCACCCCGAGCGGCCGCAGCCCAGCCUUCUGGCCUGACCAGCGCCGCGCCCCUCGCAGUGAUGGCCCAAACGCUGGCGGAGUCGCUGGCGGGCAUCGGCGAGCAGGACGGGCGACUGGCCGACUGGAGCGAGGCGGCAGGAGUCAGCCGCGGGGCCCACGCCCCUCAGGCCUCGACAUCGCGAGACGCCGGCGAUGAGGGCUUGAGAUUGCAUGUGUCGGGCAGAGCUUUUGAUGCAGGCUACACUUCAAGGGUUGACUGUGCCUCAGGCCCAACUGGCUGCUUGCGAUGGCCCUCACAAGGAGGCCUCUACAGCACCGCUGAGGGUGAAGGAACUUCUGCCAUGGAAAGGUUCGAUACUGGGGGACUAGAAAGUUCCUUUUGGUCACAACCUGACCCUGAUCCUGAAGAUGGUGCCCCCGGUCCCAGCCUCAUGGACGAUGUAGGUGACGAGUUGGUGAGAAUCAAGGCUCAUGCGCUGGUGGCGGACCACGGGAUCCCUGGUCUGCUACCCAUCCAGCCUGACACGCUCACUGAGGUGCCCCUCUGGCUGGCCAUCCGCCUUGCCGCCUGUGACCGCUGCGAACUACUGCUGCCGCAAUGGAUGCAGCGUGGCACCUUGCAGGACGUGCUGCUCAAGGAGGCCAGCAGCGAGGCUUUCGUGCCAGGGCUGCCCUUCUACUAUUACGAAUUCUUCAGGCUUCUUUGGGCCAAAGUGCGCCAUGUAUUUGUGGAAGGCAGCCAGCUGCUGGGUUUGGUGGAGCAGAUUCAUACACAGCGGCUGGUGAAGGCAGACAGGCUGGUGGCCAAGGUGGGGCUGGACGUGGCAGAAUUUUGUAACCUUGGGCAUGCUGAGCUGAGGAAGGUGAGGCCGGUGGUGCAAGCAAUAAUGGAGGCCAGGAGUCUUCUGUCUGAAGGGUAA